Molecule: messenger RNA, 3066 nt
Organism: Trichoplusia ni (cabbage looper)
Lineage: Eukaryota; Metazoa; Arthropoda; Insecta; Lepidoptera; Noctuidae
Product: trypsin-1-like
Exons: 8
Coding region: 1393-2403 (336 amino acids)
Biological process (GO): proteolysis
Molecular function (GO): serine-type endopeptidase activity
Source: RefSeq, a predicted model, not a curated record
AAUAUUUUCUAUACAAAAUCUGUCAAAACGUCUUAACAUAUUCGUCGAAUAAAAGUUAUCGGCCCUUAGAUAGAUAAAAUUCUAUGAUUUUCUACUUUUUUUGUUGUCUUUGGCAGAUGUUAAUUUACGUUUAACACAAUUUUACGUUUUUUCGUAUGGCUUAUCAACGUUUGCGGCAUUAUUCACGUAAUUGCGAUCAAAACAAAUUCGACUAUGAGUUAAUUGAAUACAAAACAUCAAUAUGAGAAUUCUGACAUUAGAAAAGUGUACAUUAUGUAAUAACUUGCAUAAAAAAAUCGCGGAAAGCUUCCGCUGGCCAAACUCCAUCCUAUCACUACUGUUUUAUCGUAAACCGCCGCCGAUUUUAUGAUUCUUCUCGGUUUUUUUCUAGCGAUCGGAAGUUACUUUUCUCAUUUUCUUCGGCGCAAAAUUUAUUUCUGAAAGUCCGAGGUUUCAAGGUUUACAGGUUCCCAGCUAUCUAAUAUGUAGACAUUAUUGUUUAAAGUUCAAGGCGAUCCGUCCUGUGCUCAAGUAGGUACCUAGAUGAAGAUAAUAUAGAGUUGUAUAAACAACACGAUUACGUGUUGAUGGUAGGUACGCUCGUGCGGAAACAGCGUGCUCGUUGAUUUCACUUUCAUUUUAUCAGCGUGGAAAAUCCAGCGUUAUCCGCGGUUGAUUCCCACAGACUUCUUUUCUGUUUUUUAUUGUUUGUUCAGCUUUUUGUGUCUUUACUAAUCCAAGUUAGUAUAGUCAUAAAGUAAAAAACUCAAACAUAGUUUUCGAUUAUUGUGUGAGAGCACUUUCUCAAUCAGUUUUUCUUUGAAAAGAUACAUUUGAGCGCAACUUCUUAUCGGUCGAUAAGAUGCAAAAAUCCGUUUUAAAUGAAGGAUGCCAGUUUAACUUGCUUAAACCAUAAAGACUCAGAGUGAUGAAUUGACAGAAAUAUCCGUUACUUUGCGGUCCUUCCUAAAUACAACGCCAUAAUAAGAAGACUAACGUGCACUGGAUAACGUACCUAUUCACUACAUUUAGGCAUCGAAAAGCCUUAUGAACGAGAUGGUAGACAUGACUGCAAAUGCACGUGCAGCGACGUAGCGUGGUGAGGGCGCUAGUGGGGCUGAAUCUCAGCAGCAGGUAGGUUUUUUUUUGGCGCGGAGAGAAAGUACGGUUGGUGGUGGCCGAAGACCCCAGCACGGCGGCACUCGGUGGAAUCCGCGCGGCCGCGGCCGACACUCGGCCGGCGUUUCAUGGGCAAUCCGUUUGCGAAAUAAAGCCAUUGAAUCGCUGACGCCAAAUUUGCCAGUUAUCGCGCCGAGCGCGGAGAUGCCGCGCUAAUAAAUAGUGGUGCUCACCAAUGAUAACGACAACCUCUCGACCCAGGAUAUCAACAAAAUGUGCCAAUGGAGUAUAGUGACUAUAAUUUACGUGGUCCUUGUAUUAUAUUCAUCCGAUGCCAGGGAGAUAAGCUCACUGGAUGCUGCUGCACCACACAAUCAUGUGUCAGGUAACAGGACCUCUCGGUUCCUGUUCGAUGCUUUCUUCGGUCUGGAGGUCCCUCUUCUGGAGGAGCAGAGCGUCGAGGACGAUGAGGAGGACAACCAGAUCAAGAACUGCUCCUGUGAGUGCGGAAGGGCAAACCCACUCCCUAGAAAGAUAGAGUGUGGCGGCUCGAACCAGGAGAACCGCAUCGUAGGCGGGAUGCCGGCCGGCGCCAACAGGUACCCGUGGAUGGCCAGGAUCGUGUACGACGGACAGUUCCACUGCGGAGCCUCGCUCCUCACCAAGCAGUAUGUGCUCACAGCUGCACAUUGUGUUAGGAAGCUCAAACGCAACAAAAUCCGCGUGAUCCUGGGUGACCACGACCAGACUAUAACGACGGAGAGCGCGGCCAUCAUGCGCGCCGUCACCGCCGUCAUCCGUCACGGACAGUUCGACUCGGACUCCUACGACAACGACAUUGCUCUGCUCAAGCUGCGCAAGCCCGUCAACUUCUCCAGGAUCAUCAAGCCCGUCUGUUUGCCACCUCCUAAAGUGGACCCAGCGGGCAAGCAGGGUCUGGUGGUGGGAUGGGGCCGAACUUCUGAAGGAGGGCAACUCCCUGCCGUCGUGCAGGAGGUACAAGUGCCCAUCCUCUCGCUCAACCAGUGCCGUGGGAUGAAGUACAGGGCUUCUCGGAUCACGGGUAACAUGAUUUGUGCUGGCAAAGCGUCUACUGAUUCCUGCCAAGGAGACAGCGGUGGACCUCUUCUUUUGCAACAAGGCGAUAAAUACCAAAUCGUUGGUAUCGUGUCUUGGGGUGUCGGUUGCGGUCGUCCAGGUUACCCGGGUGUCUAUACCAGGAUAACACGGUACCUCAAGUGGCUGAGAGCUAACCUCAAGGACACCUGCCUUUGCGCCAAUUAAUUGAAAAAAAUACAAUUAGGUACUUGACCUACAAAGUAGAUGACACAAAGGCAUUGUUCUCAAAAAAAAGAUUUUUAAAUUGUACAUUUAUGUUACAUUAUACAAGAUUUUAGUAAUUUAGUUGUUUAAAAAGUGGACUCGAACAAAAAUAUGAAAUAAUUAUAAUUAGUAAGUGCUUGGUAAUUAAAACCUAUUAGAAAUAUUUUAACCUGACUGCCGAAGGAAGGUUUUGUUUUACUGUAAGCUGUAAAUAUUUUGUUUCAAAGCAGUUAUUUAUAAGUUUAGUGCCAAUUUUUAUUACAAUUUUACUGAGUGGAGAACCUAAAGUUAUUUUAUUAGACAUUUAACAAGCCAAAUCUGAAGCAAUACUCGUAGUUUAGAUUUCUCAUGUCUUUAGAUUUCAAUUAGUGUAGUUAUCGAAUAAAGCAAAAAAAUUAAUAAAAACUAAACUAAAAAAAUUUAAUCGAUGAUGAAUGUUCCACAAUAAUAUUGUCUUAAAAUACCAAGUCCAGAAAAAAAAAACGUUACUAUGAACCUGACUAUUUAUCUUUUAGUGUCUAUUUGUUUUUUCGCAUGUGAUACAGGGUUCAUGACAUUUUUUAAUUAAAACACCUAACAGUUAAUCACAAUCAAUGUUAUUUAAUUUAUAUUUUAGUGAGUAUU